AUUCCGUAUAAUUAGAUCAGUGUCUUCGAUUAUUUCCUAACGAUUGCUAGAUCGAUGCGCCUCGGUGGGCACGCAUGCAGCUGUUCGGUCUCGUUAACCCCGGCUGCAACCGCUGGCCUCGGGGUUUGGAAAGACGCGUGGUGCACGCGGCGUGACCGUAGGUGGGCGCGAAUGGGCGCAGGCGCCGUGCCCAAAAGCGACCGUCAGUCGUCGACGGAAGCUGAAACGCGCGGCUUCGGGAUUGCACCGCAAACGCAAAACGGCGUAGCCCCACGGCGUGAUAACGCCGACGCAGGUGUACACAUUUUCCCCGCGUCAAUUAUCGACGAGGACCGACGUUUCGAGCUCGCGAUAACGACCCGGCCGCGCGCGACACGAGACGUACAAUGCCCCGAGAACGCUUUUUCGCUCGCGCAGUGCUGUCGUAGAUAAGGCUGAAAAAUCGGGAUCCAGAAUAUAAAAAGAGAGAAGAGAGAGACCUUGCAGACCUCGAAUGCCUACGCAUUGAGACCGGCCUCGUGAAUGAACGCGAGAUGGACGUCUGAAUCGAAGCCGUCAUGGCCCCGUUUCUAUUGAUCCUGCCAUUACUGGCAUCGCUGCGCUACCUGAUACAGCCGAUCGACGGUGCAAUUGAACGCAGACAAUCGACAAAGGAGAGCGACCUAGUUGACCCCCGUGCGAGGCCUAAAUUCAUCAAGGAUAUUUUAGCGCAAACCGGUGGAAACGCCCUGCUGCCCUGCCAAUCCAACAGUCCCGGAAUAGUAACGUGGACCAGGCAACGUGAAAAGGACAGACAAUUACUUACAGUGGGUAGAGGCACACAUUCUAUAGACACGCGUUUCGUUAUCGCAAGUGGUCCUGGCUGGAAUCUCAUGAUUAAGAAUGUCAAUCACGAAGAUGCGGGUCUUUAUGAGUGUCAGGUAACACGUAAUAUCCAUAUAGAAAAUGUCCUAUUUCGCGAUAUCGUAACGGAGGCGUAUCGGUGGAUACCGGUGGGCCAGACUUCACGUGAAGGCAGGGCGACCAGCUUGCGUCUGGAGUGCCAGCUGAUGGCAGCCAUAGAAUCGCCCAGCUACGUGUUCUGGUAUCGCGAGGCGCGCAUGAUAAACUACGACAACGAACCCGGCGUUAGAUUCGAGCUCAGGAGAAACGGCUCCGUGCUCGUUGUGGAGAAGGUGAAGCUCUCACAUGGCGCAAAUUACACAUGUUGGCCGAGCAAUGCCAGGCCGGCCCACAUCAUGAUACACGUCAUCGAAGAGGAGGAAAAACCAGCAGCCAUGCACGGAGCAGGCGAUCGACGAAAUUCCACGGCGGCUACGUCAAGCAACACCAUACUGACUCUCAUGGCUUUCUUGAUUAUUGCAGACGUAAGACGAUAUCUUCAGAUAAUCAUCCGUUAUGCCACGUGACUAUCGCAAACUGUCACUUUCGCAAAACCGAAGCUCAUCAGGAGAAAUUCGAAUAAUUAAAAUCUAAAUCUUAUCCUAAUCUAAAAUUAAAUUCCUUUUUGUCAAUGAUUUGGAACUUGAUAAGACUCCACUUGAUGAGACUUGAUGAAACUUGAUGAGAAUCAAAAAUCACGACCUUUAUCUAUUCCUCGCAAAGUGAAGCUUUCUGGCAAUGAAAUCCAAACGUUCGCGAAAGAAGAUGUGACAGAUUUCGCGUGGGAUCAAAGAAAAACCUAUUUGCGAAUAAACUUAAAGCGAGAGAUUCAACUGCAGACAGUUUUCCGAGAAUCUGUAUCCCCAGUGGCGAAAUCUAAGGAGGACUGCAAAGUUUCACGUAAUCAUGUAACUUUCGUUUAAAGAAACGUCUUAUCCAAGUGACACUACUUGAUAGAAACUCUGCUUGAACUCGUAACGAGUGAAUAAUAUUCGUGGAAUGAGAUUUGGUCGUCUUUCGACGUGGACGAAUUUGUUCGCGAACUUCAAGAACCAAGUUGCUGUCUUAUGGUCGUUGGUCAUCAUAAACUCUCGCGCAUUGAAACAGAAAUCUUUUUCGUGAACUUAUCACUUUUCACCUCUAAUAAAAUAUCUUCGAAAUCUAGAUUUUAUUAACCGCUUGAGGUGUGAAUAUUAUUAAAUUUUUUCUUUUUAAGUUAUUUCAAUCUCUUUUACGUUUUCAAUCUUAAAACAUGCUUCGAUAAGUAAUUUUGAUAUAAAAAAAUAACAUGGAAAGAAAAUGCAAUUUUCUAAUAUAUUAAUAUUAUGAAACAGUAGAAUAUUUGUGAUGUAAGGAAACGAAUUUUUGAAUUCCGAUAAAAUUUAAAAUCUUUUCAGAGAUUUUCACAUUUCGUGAGUAUUACAUUCACAAAUGUAUUACAUCUUCGCGAAUGAAUUUAGUGAUGAAAUCUCGUCGGGAGGCUGCCAACAUUUCAUCAUGGGAAUCAAGUAUUAUUUGCUCCUUAUAAGUUUGGCGAGUUUCUAGCAGUUUGAUGCAAAUGGGAUAUUGAGUUCUGUAAACAAAAGUUGUGCUUAGUACCGUCGUUCUACGUAACUUCCAUCAAUGUUGACGAUAAUAAACUCUCACAAUCUAGCAUUGUAAAUAUUAUGUAGGGUAAGAUAACAAAAAUUAUCUGAUUCAUAGGUUUGAUUUUAAGCACAUGCAUUUGCGUUUGAGACAUCAUUCUGAAAAGAUUGAUCGCGUGCAACGUGAUUACACGAUCGAUUAUAACAAAAUUACAAUCGAAAUUGUGUCCAUAAAUAAACUGCCAAUCCGUAGCUCAAUCACAGAUAGGAAAUAUUUUUACCCGCACGAUUUACACGCACAUUCCCAAAGUGAUCCUUCAUUACAAUACUUGUAUCUGCUGCAUAUUAAAAAAAUACGUAAGUACCAGUUCAAAUCAUCUUAUUUCUUAUGUGUACGAUAUAUAAUAUUAUUGUUAUAUAAAUUAAAUAAAUAUACCAACUUUUAUCAGUAGAUGUUCCAGAAAAAGAUCAAGGCGAAUAAUAAAAGAACUAGAAAUAAA
Molecule: messenger RNA, 2968 nt
Organism: Pogonomyrmex barbatus (red harvester ant)
Lineage: Eukaryota; Metazoa; Arthropoda; Insecta; Hymenoptera; Formicidae
Product: igLON family member 5
Biological process (GO): synapse organization
Cellular component (GO): neuron projection membrane
Source: RefSeq, a predicted model, not a curated record